AUGGAACAGUGCCUUAUGCUGAUUCAUAUAAUCGGCAGUGGUCUUCUAUUAUUGGGGGGGGGAGGUUAUGAGCAGAACGAACAGUUACGGAUAAUGAAAUUAACAUUACGUAGCGAAAAUGAUAGUAAAUUAAAAGACGUAUAUCGUUCGUUAAAAGAGGAAAUUGGUGAUUAUGUGACGUUAACAGAUUUAGGAUAUGUCAUGCGUAGAAUGGGUAAUUUAGAUACGGCUGAACAAUUAUAUCUAAAAUGUUCAGCGAAUGUAACAGAUGAUGAAAAUAUAUCAAUAUGUUAUGAAAAUCUUGGCAUGGUCGCUGCAGAUAAAAGAGAUUAUGAUAAACCAUUAACAUUGAAAAAUGAUUCAAUCAAAAUGAAAUUAAAAUCAUCAAUGUCAACUGUACAAAAUAACUAUUUGAAUAUUGAUACAUAUUAUUUCAGUCUUGCCUGUGUUUGCGCACUCAAGAAAGAUUAUGAACUUCCAAUAAAAAAUUAUGAAAUCUCACUAGAAUUACAAAUGAAAAAACAAAAUCCUAAUCUCAUUCAAGCAUUGGAAAUAUUUUUAUUAUCUCUUGGUCCUAACGACUCAAAUGUAACAACGUUAGCUAAAUAUAUUCAUGAAGUUUGUAUACAACUAGAGAAACAAGAAUUGUUAAAAAAUUAUCCGUCUUAUGAAAUUGAAGAAAAUGGAAUUGAUUUUGCAAGAGAAUGGAAUCUGAUAUCAAACGUCAUUGUUAAUAUGGAUCCAUAUAAGACAUAA
Molecule: messenger RNA, 756 nt
Organism: Didymodactylos carnosus
Lineage: Eukaryota; Metazoa; Rotifera; Eurotatoria; Philodinida; Philodinidae
Source: the annotation of a GenBank genome assembly